Nycticebus coucang (slow loris) is the source of this 995-nucleotide messenger RNA. It is a transcript of the gene ATP5F1D, whose product is annotated as ATP synthase F1 subunit delta. The record is from RefSeq and is a predicted model, not a curated record. NCBI's taxonomy places the organism in Eukaryota, Metazoa, Chordata, Mammalia, Primates, Lorisidae. Bases 92 to 598 code for a protein of 168 amino acids. Gene Ontology annotation, biological process: proton motive force-driven ATP synthesis. Gene Ontology annotation, molecular function: proton-transporting ATP synthase activity, rotational mechanism. The transcript has 4 exons.
CUCCCAGAAGUCCCUGAGAGUCGUUCUCCUCGCCCUACAGGUUGCCCGCGUCCUGCCGGGGUCCGCAGUCUGCUCGCCUCCUGCCGUUGCGAUGUUGCUCUCCAUUUUGCUCCGUCGCCCGGUCCUGGGCCGCCUCGUGCGCCAGGCUCGUGCUUACGCUGAGGCCGCCGCCGCCCCGGCCCCCGCCGCUGGCCCGGGCCAGAUGUCCUUUAUCUUCGCCUCCCCUACGCAGGUGUUCUUCAAUGGUGCCAACGUCCGGCAGGUGGACGUGCCCACGCUGACCGGAGCCUUUGGCAUCCUGGCGGCCCAUGUGCCCACUCUGCAGGUCCUGCGCCCGGGGCUGGUCAUAGUCCACGCAGAAGAUGGCACCACUUCCAAGUACUUUGUGAGCAGUGGCUCUGUCACAGUGAAUGCCGACUCCUCAGUGCAGUUAUUGGCUGAAGAAGCAGUGACACUGGACAUGCUGGACCUAGGGGCAGCCAAGGCGAAUUUGGAGAAGGCCCAGGCGGAGCUGUCAGGGGCAGCAGACGAAGCCACAAGGGCAGAGAUCCUGAUUCGCAUUGAGGCCAACGAGGCCCUGGUGAAGGCUCUCGAGUAGACAGGUGGUGCAUGCUCCUUGUUACCAGGGAGACCAAGGCUUGGAGCUGAGAGGGGAUAGGCAGAACCAACUCCCAGGUGUCCCAAGCUGUCCAGCAGGAGCCAGCAAACCCCAGAUUCAUCUUGGGGAAGCCAUGUUUGUCCUCGAGUCCACUAGGGAGCAGCACCACUCAGCCUUCUGCCUGGGGCCCUCAGGGCCUGUCUUUGUGCUGGAGAAUCUGGGAGAAACAAACCCUCACCAACUUUGCCAGGUCUGGGAACUGAGGGUCUGCCACCCCCGACCCUGAUGGUUCGCACAUCAGCCCUACAGAGCCUGUCACUGGAAUCUCUGCUCCAAGCCAUCUCCACAGAUGACCUGCCCUCAGCUUUUGCCCCAAAUUAAAGACCAGGAAUCCUGA